This is a messenger RNA of Oreochromis niloticus (Nile tilapia), 6630 nucleotides long. RefSeq lists its product as uncharacterized. The coding region runs from base 545 to 3052 and encodes 835 amino acids. NCBI's taxonomy places the organism in Eukaryota, Metazoa, Chordata, Actinopteri, Cichliformes, Cichlidae. Gene Ontology annotation, molecular function: nucleic acid binding; zinc ion binding. The record is from RefSeq and is a predicted model, not a curated record. The transcript has 2 exons.
UUCUGUAAAACUAUGUUAAAGUUAGCAGGAACAUUUUGUGGUUUAAGUGAUGUAAGCUGUACUUUGUCUAUUUUUGCAAAAGAGGGGGGCUUUGUUAUUGUACCCAUAUAAAACCUUUGUUUAAUCAUCGUGAGUUCAGUUCGAUUGCUGACUUUGCCCAGCUUCGGACUCCACGCGUGUAAUCAAUAAAUCUUUGCUUUGACCACAUCUUCCGGACCAGAGUUGUUAUUUGCUUGUGAGCCCUCCGUACUCCUUUUCUCCAACUUUUGAACCUUAACAUUUGGGGGCUCGUUCCGGUGGUUGGAGUGAGGACAAGACCAGGGAGGCGCUGGACAGGGUCCGAGGUGGUCAGGCGGACAGACGGAAAUCAGUGGUGGAAGUGAGGGGACAUUCGCCGGCGAAUUAAAAAAAGCAGGAGAAGACGAGGAAGCGGCUGUCAGAGUGGUGAGACGGGUUGUGGAAACCGAAAGUGAAGUACAACAGAGUAACUGAGGAGGCGGAGCUAGAAAACGUCAUAGGAGGAGGUGAGUGAGUGUGUGGCAGAAUGGGUGACAGGGCGACCUCUGGUGAAAUAAAAGGGUAUAAGCCCUUGAAGGCUCAGCUUGAACAGCUGAAGAAAGCUGUUCGACUGGCUAAUGCUGGAACAUUAAAAGCGGCUGAAAAAGAAUGUCAGGUUAUGGAGCUUGAGGUAAGUAAGCUCAUCACAUCUCAACAAAAGAAAUUGAGUGAUGAAAUAGCUCUGAGCUUGGUGUUUCAAGCUGAAGGGAAAAGAUGUGAAGAACAACUGAAGCAACUGGAAGAGGAGUCUGUGGGUCACUCAGUGAAUAGAAAGACCAAGGCAGAAAUGAAGGACCUCAGAGAAGUGCAUGACAAGUGCUCUAAGUGGUUGUUUUUGUGGAAUGCCGCAAAAUCUUGGAUGAAGGAGGAUGACACGGUCAGAGCAGGGGAUAUGGUGAGUAUAAUGGCUUCAGUAAAACAACUAAAAGAGGAAAAUAAGAAGUUGGAGGAGCAAAUGAGGAACUUGACCACAAAAACAGAGGAAACUGCUAGACCCUCAACACCCAAAAUAUACCCAUGGGCUAAUUUAAUGCCAAGUGCCCCACCCCCACCCUAUGCCAUGCCGGUGAUGACUUUGGAUGGAGGACAGGUGCGAGGGCCUAAAGGACAAAUAGGAACAGUCCUGGGAGGAGUGGUGAAUGUUGAAUACACUGGUGGACACAUAAGGAGACAAGAGGAAGAAGUAAGAGUAGGGGGGCGGCAGCCCUUUAGUGAAGGUGGGAGACCGGAGGCCUCAGCUGCAGAUGAAGGCCCAACCUCGCCACCAAGGGGAAUUAGGAGUGAUAUGCUGACGCCGUCCGAGGAACACCUGUUGGAUCAGCUAAGACAGGACAGACAGGAGGAGGGGAUACACACCCGAGAGGAGGGGCGGCCCACGAUGGAGCUGGGAGCCCGGCCCAAGCACAAGGGAUCGCCAGGUCCGCAGAAGGAAGGACAGGCCCAGAUGAGGAGAUCGGGUGGAGCAGAAAAAAUGCCCGACCGGGAACGCUGGGAAGGAGAAGUGCAUGGUCCUAUGUAUGAGGAGCCGGAGGCAUUGGUGAAGGUGUUCAAAGCAUUGGAACUGGCGAAGAGGAAAAUGCUUAAGGACUGGUCAAAGGAUAAAAUAGAAGAUGGGGUCUCCUGGAGUGAUGAAGAGGAGGAUGGCGAUGAAGAAGAAGCAGCUGAAGAGGGAGAAGUUGAGUCAGACCCAGGUCCAAGCAUAAGGCUGAGAAACCGCGAAGUAAAAAAGGAUGAAGGCGGAAAACAGAAGCAGGCCCCUCCAGGUCGGAGAAGAUCAAUGUUUGGGCCAUCAAAGGGAAAGACACAGGUGAAGAAAAAUAGAAGAGUAAUUUUUGAUAGAGGAGUACAGGAGGGACAACUGAAUAUGCCUCUGAUGUCUGGUUCAUGUGGUGAACCAGUGUAUAGAGCAUAUAAAAUCAGAGAUUUGGAAGCAUUGGUUAAACAACUUCCGCCCAUUACAGAAGGAGGGGCUAGUUGGCUGAGGAAACUGACCACACUGACCGAAGCAGAGGAGCUUGCUCUCGGUGAUUUUCGCGGGGUCGCUGGACGCUGCCUCCUGGGGGGGGGAUUGGCUGAUGUAGAGGGGCUAGCUGGCACCACUACGUAUGCUAAUGACCUCGCUCUUGCUGAGGUCCAAAGUGCCCUGUUUGAUGCUGUUCGUGAAAAGUAUCCAACACGCAACACCGGCACGAUUCCUAAGAUAAUUUGGGACCCUAAAGACACACCAGGGGAGUUCUUAGCUAAGGCUAAGGAGCAGUGGUUGAUGGAGACAGGCAUUCAUCCAGGUAAGGAGGGCGAAAGUCGGGCGUGGUUCCGUUCCGCCGUUCUAGCAGGACUGCCAAAACAGGUCACAGCAGACUUAGAGAAGAAUCCAGAUUUUGCAGUGGCAGACUCUGUGCAGUGGGAGAGGCAUGUGGUGCAUCGCCUCCAGCAGGAACAGGAUUCGGUGAAUAAACAAAAGAAAGAGCUCGAGGAAGCCCAGGCUCUGCUUGUCAAGUUGCAGUUGGGGGAGGCUCGCGACAAACUUAACAAUAAGAAAAAGGAGCUGAAAGAACCAAGCAAAAUCAUGGUGGCAAGGCCCGGGGCUGAUCCGGUGCCUGACUGGCCGGAUUUGGAUCCGAAUCUCUAUCCUGAUGACCGCUGGCCCGCCAACGCACCAGGGCAACGUAGACCCGCUGGGAAUUGGGGGACCGGUGGUUCGCAAAGGGGGCGUGGUGGAUCCGGCAGGGGCGGACUAAGAGCUCGGCCUCUGGGGUCUCCAGCGGACAAUGAUGGUUGGAGUGGCUGUUUCUUCUGUGGAGCGGAGGGACACUGGGCUCGAGAAUGCCCUGUGAGGCCCCGUAACUAUCCACGGCGAGGCUAUCAACCCCAGGCACGUGGAAACAUCAGAGGAGGAGCUGCGUACAGGGGGGCGCACCAAGCUCCGAAUCCCAAUGCAGCGCCUGUCGCCCAGUAUCCAGUCGCGAACUGGGGCUGGGACGGGGAGCAAUACUGACGGCGCCCGGAGAGACCGAACAGUGUGGGUGCGGCAGAACCCAUGCUGUCGAUGACCGUGGAAGGUACAGAACUACCCUUCCUGGUGGACACUGGAGCAACUUAUUCUACAUAGAGAGACACCCCUGACUGUGCAACGCUUUCAAAUAGCACAGUCAGUGUUGUGGGUUUCUCCGGGAUUCCGAUGACUCUGCCACUGACUGAUCCAGCUUUGACGCAGCUGGGAAAACAGACUUUGAAACACCAAUAUGUGGUGUCACCACAGGUGCCUGUAAAUCUCAUGGGCAGGGAUCUGCUUGUGAAACUGGGAGCAACUAUUAUGUGUUCGGCAGACGGCCUGACGGUCUCUCUGCCAGGAGGAAAAGAAUUCCCGUGCCUGGGAUCGCCUUCAAAGACUCAAUAUCUGGUCAGAGACCCUGAGCAGUCCACAGCAGAAAUAUACUGGGGACGACUGGUGGAGGAAGGCAUUCUGAGAACAUACCAGCAAUGGAGACCCUGGAUAAUGAGCUUGGCCGUCUACUCUGAGCCUAGAGAUCCUUACCACGUCACCCUUUUUUAUGAUAAGGAAGAAGACGACACCUAUAGGGAACAAUUUGAGAGUGAUCUAGAGGGAGAAACUUGGAAUGUAAAAACACACAAUAUUUACAUUGGACCAGAAGGUGUCGCCGCGGCUGUCAAAUUAACGGAUGAACAAUUGCCCUGGUACAAUGUGGGAGAGGAUUCAGCCCCUCACAUUACUUUGGCGGUCCAUGUUGGUCAUGAGGCACGAGAACUAGGGCCAAUGGUCAAGCGGGCGCUGGACAACUCUUGGUGGCAAGGUACGCAAAUUCCAAAUGUUUGGUAUGCUCCUAAAUGUAAAAUUUAUCGUAUACUUUGUUGGUCUAACGAUGCUGUGAUUUUAGAACACAAAGAAAUUUCCAGAACACAUGGCAGAGAGAAAACAGAUCAUCCAGACGCGGUGGCUGAACUCCCCAAACUGCCUGACACGUUGUGGUCCAGAGGGCCAACUGAUGUGGGUUUAGCUUCCUGUUCACCUGUUCUUUUCGAGCUGAAGUCGGAUGCACCCAUCAAUAAACCACAGUACAGGCACAAACCAGAGGCUGACGCAGGUAUUGCAGAAACCAUUGAAGGGCUGUUGCAGGUAGGGGUGUUAGAACCAUCACACUCAUACUGGAAUACGCCUAUUUUACCAGUUGAAAAACAGGGCACGGGGAAAUACAGGAUGGCACAUGAUUUGAGAGCUAUUAAUGCCAUACUACGUACUGAAACUGUUCCUGUGCCUAACCCAUACACAGCUCUCACUGCAAUUACAUGGGACCAGAAAUGGUUCACUUGUAUUGAUUUGGCUAAUGCCUUCUUUUGUCUUCCACUGCACGAGUCACUCAGAGACAUUUUUUCAUUUACAUACAGAGGCAGACAGUUCAGAUAUACACGGUUGCCACAGGGCUUUGCACUGUCCCCAGGCAUUUUCAAUCAGGUGCUGAAAGAAGCCCUGUCACCAUGUCAACUGCCUGAGGGCUGCACACUAAUCCAGUAUGUUGAUGACCUCCUAAUUGCAGCUCCUUCCGUGGCGGCGUGUACGGCAGCCUCGCUCGCAGUGUUGAAUCGACUGGCAGAAUGCGGCUUCAAGGUCAGUAAAGAAAAACUGCAGCUGGUCCGACCGGAGGUAACUUUUCUGGGCCGGGUGAUUGCACACAAAUCUGUGGGGUUAAUGAGCACACACAGAGACCAAAUUCUCACACAUCCCAAAGCACGAACGGUGAAAGAAUUGCUUUCUUUUCUAGGUUUGACAGGUUACAGCAGACAGUUCAUUCCAAACUACGCAGGUAAAACCGCCCCUUUAAGGGACCUGAUUAAGAAAGUCGGCGCUCGAAACCUGAGGGCUGAGUUGUCUUGGACACCGGCCACAGAGUCCGCGUUCAUUUCACUGAAGCAGGAUUUGUCGAGGGCCACUGAUUUGGCCACGCCAAAUUACGAUGAACCAUUCUACCUGGAUGUUUCUGAAACAAAUGACAUUGUAAAUGGUGUAUUGUUUCAGAAAAAAGGGGGGAGUAGAGAUGUGCUCAUGUAUGUUAGCAUAAAACUGGGCCCAAUAGAAGCAAGACAUCCAACAUGCACACGACACGCAGCAGGGGUCGCAAAAAUCAUCCAGAAAACAGCACACAUAGUAAGGGAACACCCACUGAAAGUGCUCACCACACACAGUGUAGUGGCUUAUGUGAACUCACAGGCGUUCACAAUGACCCCACUGAAACAACAGAGGUUGAGCAAAGUUUUAGAUGCACCUAACCUGACAUUCACACAUGAAGGCAUUAAUAUGGCAGAUUUAAUGGGGUCAGGGGAACCACAUGAUUGCGUGAAGAAAGCCCAGGUUGAAGAGAAAGUGAGAAAGGAUCUAAAAGCGGAACCCAUAGCAGGAGCAGAGGAGUGGUUCACAGAUGGAUGCUGCCACAGAGAUGAAGAAGGACUUAAAGCAGGGUAUGCUGUAGUUCGCAGAGUAGGGCAGGAGUAUCAGGUAAUAGAGGCAGGAAGGAUUGAGGGACAGCAGUCAGCCCAGAGAGCUGAAGUGAUAGCCCUGAUCCGAGCGCUGCGGUUGGCCAAGAACCUGAAAGUGAACAUUUACACUGACUCAGCAUAUGCGUUUGGAGCCGCACAGGUGGAGCUGGCUCAGUGGAAGAGAGCUGGAUACAGAACUGCAACCAACGCACCGAUUUGCCACAAGAAGGAAAUGGAGGAACUGGAGAAAGCCCUAGAAGAUCCAGAUGAGGUGAGUAUUGUAAAAUGCAAAGGACAUUCACAGGGAGACAAUCCGGUGGCAAGAGGAAACCGGACAGCGGAUGAAGCUGCAAAAAAGGCCGCAGGCUACAAAGGACAGAGACAAAUGGUGCAGGUAACGGCAGAAGAAGAGGGGAGCACCAACACCUGGGAGGAGGUCAGACAGGCUCAGAAGGAAGCAUCCCCAGAGGAAAAGGGGGUGUGGCAGGCUAGAGGAGCCUGGCAGGAGGAAGGCCUGUGGAGGAGCCCGGACGGGCGUCCAGUUUUGACGACUAAAAUGGCAAAGCAGAAGGUAAGUGAAGCUCAUGGACUGGGCCACGUGGGUAUAAAACAGAUGGAGAAAAACUUGUGUCGAUGGUGGCACCCGGAAUUAAGGAACAUGGUACAGGAGAAGGCCAGAACAUGUUUAAUCUGUGGAGCACACAAUCCCAAACCAGCAGUGAAACCAGAGCCGGGUAAGUUUUUGAUCCCUGAGAGACCAGGAGAGGAGAUUGUUAUUGAUUUCACUGACAUGAUUGAGACAGGUCCCGGUGGUGUGAGGUAUUUGUUGGUGUGUGUUGAUGCCUUGACCGGCUGGCCCGAGGCUUGGCCAACCCGGAAGGAAGACGCAAAGAGUGUAAUAAAGUGUUUGAUUAACCAUUACAUUCCGCGACACGGGUUUCCCCGAAGGAUUAGAUCAGAUAAUGGCACACACUUUAAAAACCAGGAUCUGCAAGAAGUAGAGAGAAUGUUGGGAGUGCAGCAUAAAUUUGGGACAGUGUAUCAUCCCCAGUCUCAGGGAAAAGUAGAAAGAAUGAAUCUGAA